Spizellomyces punctatus DAOM BR117 is the source of this 5736-nucleotide messenger RNA. RefSeq lists its product as uncharacterized. The transcript has 13 exons. The record is from RefSeq and is a predicted model, not a curated record. Gene Ontology annotation, cellular component: nucleus; chromatin. Gene Ontology annotation, biological process: regulation of gene expression; chromatin remodeling. The coding region runs from base 316 to 5592 and encodes 1758 amino acids. Gene Ontology annotation, molecular function: histone binding; DNA binding; ATP hydrolysis activity. NCBI's taxonomy places the organism in Eukaryota, Fungi, Chytridiomycota, Chytridiomycetes, Spizellomycetales, Spizellomycetaceae.
GACUUUAAAUGCUUUUAAUGUCUUUUUGAAUUUUUUUUAGAGGGAAACUAAACGUGGGGUUUCUAUGGCGAGAGUUUUGGCCUGAGACGUAGCAGGCUUUUUGGUUGAAAAGGUUUCUAGUGUUUUCAACAAACACACACAAACUAUACUUGUUUGUGCAGGAACACAGUUGGGGAGAGUUUGAGGCUAGAUACGCAGCAACUACUACUACACACACACGCACAAGGUCAAGAACGCCGCUACCUUUUUUUCACCAGGGAGGACCGGUCCGCGUUGGUUGAGAGAACCAGGACUACGCCAAAAGCUAAAACGAGGAUGAGCGACUUUGACAGCCUUCCAUUAACAUCCUCCGAAACCUUCACACCAAUACGCUCGGAAACACCAUUAACCGACCCAUUCGACUCUGACUCCUCUCUAUCUGACAUAUCGGAUGCGCAUGGUGAGGAUGAUGACCUGGAUGAUGGCCGACCGGUUACCGCCAGUAUCAAUGGGAAUACGAAUGGGAAUGGGAAUGCCAUGUCACAAGACUUUCUAGAUGACAAUGAGUCGAACGAAUCUGAUGAGCUCGACGAUGACGAUGAUGACGAUGACGAAGAUUUUGAGGAGACUGAAGCCCGAAAAGGAAAGUCAAAGUCAAAGAAAGGAGCUGCUACCUCCAAAAAGUCCUCUGCUGCACGUGCGGGAAACGCAAAGCCUGCUCCGUAUGAUAGCAUUGUUAUACCUAUGGGUGACAAGUCAUCGAUCGAGAAACUUAUUUCAUGGCGGACAACGGAUGAUGGAAGCGAGGAAAUUCUUGUGAAAUACAAGAAUUUGAGCUAUUGCCAUGCGGAAUGGCUACCGCGUGCAGAGGUGGAGGGAAGCAAAAUGGGAAAGAUGCGUGUCAAACGCUUCAUGGAGAAGCCAUCGUGGGAGAUGCAGUGGAGCGAGGAUGAGCCUUUCAAUCCAUCGUUCCUCAAAAUCGACCGAUUGCUGGAUGAAGGAGAAUUAGGAGACAAGGUUUUCUAUCUUGUGAAAUGGUGCGCGCAAACGUACGAUGCUAGCACCUGGGAGAAUGCAGAAAAAGUCAAGGAGCUGGACGCUGACAAGAUCACAGAGUUUGCACGGCGGCGGCACCUCGAUUCUGCAAAGGAGGCCAGUUAUUUGGCUCCCCGUAAACGCCCGAAUCCAAAGGAAUGGAAAAAGUUGGACGAAUCGCCAUCAUACAAAAAUGACAUGCAACUUCGGCCAUACCAACUAGAAGGUUUGAACUGGCUCCUAUUCUGCUGGUACAACAGACAAAAUAGUAUUUUGGCGGACGAAAUGGGGCUGGGAAAAACUGUGCAAUCUACCGUCUUUCUGGACUAUCUCUACACCAAGGAGAGAUUCUGCGGACCGUUCCUGAUCGUCACUCCACUUUCAACCAUCGGUAACUGGGAACGGGAAAUCAAAACCUGGACAGAGUUGAAUGUUGUCGUAUACCACGGCCGAGAUAUAUCCCGAAAGCUCAUCGAAGAGACAGAGUUUUAUUAUAGGGACUCUCAGGGGCACAUCAUUCCGGACAUAUACAAGUUCGAUAUCAUUCUGACAACAUACGAGAUGGCAAUGGCUGGUGCCUCACACUUGCGACCCAUAGCAUGGCGAUGUGUCGUUUUGGAUGAGGCGCAUCGUCUCAAGAAUAAGACGUCAAAAGUGUCGGAAAUUCUAAAGACAUAUAGGAUGGACCACCGAGUUCUUUUGACUGGAACGCCAUUGCAGAAUUCUUUGGAUGAGCUGUGGGCGUUGCUCAAUUUCCUGCAACCCGAUAGAUUCGGGUCUGAGAGCGAUUUCCAGAGGGAGUAUGGAAGUUUGAGCAGCGCAGCUGAUGUGGAGAAACUGCAAGGACUACUCAAACCACUUAUGCUACGUCGAAUGAAGGAAGACGUUGAAAAAUCUCUUCCCGUCAAGGAAGAAACGAUCAUUGAGGUGGAGUUAACCACGACGCAGAAGAAAUGGUACCGAUCAAUUUUGGAAAAGAACUUCACUUGGCUGAAACAAGGGACGAAGAAAACUAAUGUUCCAAACCUCAUUAACACCAUGAUCGAGCUCCGCAAGUGUUGUAUACACCCGUUUUUGUUGAAAGGUGCCGAAGACCAGAUUAUGAGGGAAAGAGGAGGGGAUACCGUAGAGCACCACUUUCAAGCUCUCGUACAAGCUUCAGGGAAGAUGGUUCUUAUUGACAAGUUGUUGACAAAGCUGAAAGCUGGCGGACACAAAGUCUUGAUAUUCUCGCAGAUGACACGUUGUCUGGAUCUUAUACAGGACUAUCUCCGGGGUCGCCAAUGGCAUUUCGAGCGUAUCGAUGGUGGUGUACGUGGAGAUUUGCGGCAGGCAGCUAUUGAUCGGUUUUCAGCACCGGAUAGUGACACUUUCAUCUUCUUGCUCUGUACUCGCGCUGGUGGUGUGGGAAUCAACCUUACAGCUGCAGAUACCUGCAUCAUCUUUGAUAGUGACUGGAAUCCGCAGAACGACUUGCAAGCACAAAGUCGAGUGCAUCGAAUUGGUCAAAAGAGGCCAGUACAAAUAUAUAGACUAAUAACCCGCAAUACCUACGAGCGCGAAAUGUUUGAUCGCGCCAGUAUGAAGCUAGGUCUUGAUCGAGCAAUCUUACAAAGAAUGGAUGCUCAAUCGCUUGGGGAAUCUGGGCUCGACGGUCUGGAUACCUCGAAACCACCAUCUUCGCUGUCCAAAACGGAAAUCGAAGAAUUGCUGAAGAAGGGUGCUUAUGGUGCUAUGUUGGACGAUGAUGCAAGUAAUCAGUUCUGCGAUGAAGAUAUUGAUAGCAUUUUAUCACGACGGACCCAUGUCAUCAAGCAUGAUACUACUACACAGUCAGAAAAAGGCUCAAUAUUCUCCAAAGCCACUUUCUCGGCAUCAAAUGCCGACAACGUUGACGUCAAUGAUCCCGAUUUCUGGGAUAAAAUGGCUGAAAGGGCCAAACUGGAAGUAGUCGAAAUAACGCCAGAAGCGGACCUGAUUCUUGAUUUACCGCGACAGCGUCGUCAAGUGCAGCGAUUCGGGGCGGUAUCAAGAGGGAGCCCUUUUGAAGACGAGGACGACGGGAGCCGCGGGUCACGUUCAGACACGGUGAAACCAUGGGCAUUGGCUGAAAAAACGCGAUUAGAGCGGGCUAUGAUGGUCCAUGGUUUUUCUGGCUGGCAGAAGAUGGUAGAGGAAGCCUUACCGAGACGUGCGGUUGAGGAUGUCAAAGCAUGCGCUAGAGCAAUGGUCAUUCACGGGUUGAAGGUCACCUCCUACUCGGAAGCAGAACUGAUUAACGAUGUCAAAGCUGCUCUUGCACAGGAAACGGGAGAUAUUCUGGAUGAUACCAAUUACGUGAUACCUGAGAUCCCCUACGAAGGUGCUACAAGACGCCAAAUUGCAGAGUAUCGUUCCUUCUUGCUUGAUGCCCCACCGGAAUACCAUGAGCAUCUUGAAAAGAGGGCUAAAAAUAUGCUCUCUAGAAUCGCCAUGAUGUUCUGCAUUCGCGAAAAGAUAAAACCCACAAAAGACAUGAAGAUGCCGCGCGUCGUUGGAGCGCCUCCUGCACCUUGGUGGGGAUUAGUUCAAGAUCGAGAUUUGAUAAUCGGGAUAUCGAAAUAUGGGUACCAGCAAUACGAUAGAAUACGUAUGGAUCCUGAGCUAUGUUUCUUCUCGCAAACUUUUGCGGAUCUUCCCGCUGCGGACACGAAUGGUGAUGUGGAACUGGGCAUCGAUAGAAAGGACGAUAAAGACAAUGUGGAUCCGGAUGAUGUGGACGACGUUGUAGAUGAAAAUGGUCGAUUUCCAGCUGCCGACACACCAGGUUCAGAAAAUGCAUCAGGAACCGCUACCCCGUCAUUCGAUGCAACUGAACAAGCCGGCAACAAUGGACUGCACUUCCCAUCACCUAGUGACCUCGGUUUCCGCUUGAGACGCAUAAUGGCCGCAUUUCAAAAGGAAUUGAAUUCAGCUGCUCGAGAGGAGGCCAAGCGUCAACAAGCUGAAGAGCGCACUCGAUUGAGGCAAGAGAAGGAGCAGGAGAAGAUUCGUGCCAGAGAACAUGACCUGACACGAAAGGAAAGACAAGAAUUCUUGCGGACUCUCAUGUCCUUUGGUGUGGAGACUCUGCCAGGAUCUCCUGGUGUCCGUGAUUGGAAACGCUUCAAGGAGCUGUCAAACUUGCGAAAAUCUCCUGAAGUCUUGGAAGAUCACUUUAUUAAGCUAAUGGCCAUAUGCGACGAUGUCAUUCGCUGCACGGAACUAGCUGCGAUGCAGAAUGGAACGAAUGGAUUAUCCCUUGGCGAUGCAGAAGAAGCGCUGGAAGCCUCGAUUAGAGAAAAGGACCCCGAUAUCACCUAUGAUAAGGCAAAAAAGUUGCUUAAGCGACUUGAUCAGAUGCGGAUACUGCGUGAACAGGUUUUACCCCAUCCUCAGCUUGAUGACCGUUUGGCAAUACUGAAACGUCAUGGUCGAUCAGGAUUGCCGAGCUGGUGGUCAUCCGAGUAUGAUAAGCACUUCCUGCUCGGAAUAGCCAAAUGGGGUCUUAACAGAAGCGAUCUCAUCAUGGAAGAUCCGACAUCGGCGUUCUUCCCUCUCCAUCAAGAGUUCCUUCAGUCGCUCGAGGUUCGCCGCGCCGAAAAUAUAUCUAGAGACGAGCUCGUUGACGGCAAAUGGGAGGAAAAAUUCUGGAUGAGAGAGCCUGUGGCACUACGGCGCUUUGAGGCUCUUUUGGAGGCUGCGUUGAAGGAACCCCCACCAAAGUCGCAGAAAAAGCAUGGGCGGAGGUCAAAAGCAUCGUCGCCGGACCGCAUGUACGAUGACUUAAUGCAAUCUCCAAAGGAUUAUUCCGGAAAAUCCGUCCGACUGAAGCUCAAAGUUGGCUACAGCCCUUACAUGGACGAUGAUAUACCACCGGAAGAGACACCUUCUCAAAAACGAAAGCGUACCGCGUCACGGGAAGACAGCGGAGGACGGAAGAGAGCAAAGGGCCGUGUAAAGGAAGAGGAUGACCUAAGUGGGGAUGAUACCGAUGAGAUGUUGCAAGCGGCCCGUAAGAGGACUGAUAAGAAAAAGAAGAAACGACGAGAGGUGGAAGAGUUCGAUGCCCCGGAGAUGGAAGGCGAGGAGUAUGAUGUGGCAUGGGAGUCUCCACGCCCACACAAAAGUCACCGAUCCACCCCUACCGGGAGCGACCGAAAAAGGAAAAAACAUCGGAAAUCUGAGCGGCAUAGCCUCACGUUUGGAGAAUAUGAAGGCGCUCAUGUGAAAAGCGAUGCUGAAGACUCUAUGGAUGAUACGCGAAAGCGGCAUCGUCGAAGUAAGCACGACAAGUCCGAGAAACGGAAAAAGCACAGGCACAAGAGUUCUACACAUCCAGAGCUGGAAACGGAGGAACUCUCUGAGCGACAUUCACGUAAACGCUCAAAGUCACAUAACGACUACCCAACGGACGCUGCUGUGGAUCCGAUGGAAACCUCACAACGAUCCAGAUAUUCCAUAGAUUAUCUUGAACAACAUGCUGUCACGACGGGACCAGCAGACGUUGAACAGUUUGGGGACCCUAUAUUUGAUAGCGAUGCCGGCGAAGAUCUUUGAACAUGUGGUUUCGCUUGCAGUGAAGGGGGGUGGAACGUGUGUUGGAGGUGGACUGUUAGUAUUCCGGAGCACUGUGUAUAGCUUUUUAGAGUGGAGAGAGUGGGGCACCAAGUGUCAAAUAUAUGGCUUGAUAUGUUACGGAUA